Messenger RNA from Colletotrichum higginsianum IMI 349063, 762 nucleotides. RefSeq lists its product as uncharacterized. The transcript is spliced from 2 exons. Lineage: Eukaryota; Fungi; Ascomycota; Sordariomycetes; Glomerellales; Glomerellaceae. The coding region runs from base 1 to 762 and encodes 253 amino acids. The record is from RefSeq and is a predicted model, not a curated record.
AUGGGUCCGUCCAGUCCAGUCCAAAUCUUGCGCUCCGUCUGGUGCGGAAAGGCACGGACGGCCGUUUCUAUCUCUCACCCGCUCACUCGCACAACACACAAACACACUCACACACUCUCUCUAUUUCCCGAGUCCCCUCCUCCCUUAGGGACCUUUCUGCAGGAAAUCACGACCCUGCCGUGCCCUGAGACCUGUACAGAAACGGACGUGGAUGCUGUAGGCCUGUACGGGUCGCGGUACAAUACCUCGCACUCCUACUACCUUCUUACAGCGCUAGCGACCUGGACUUGGACUCUCCGUCUCCUCUCGCUGCGCAGUCGCUGCCCAGCACCAAAGAAGCGCCAGCGACCUGAACCUAAACGGAUUAUUCCCAAACCUCACUCCUUUCUUCCCGCUCCUCCUCUAUUCUUCCAUUCUCCUUCUCUUAUUCCAUCCUCCUCCUCCUUUUCCUCUUCCCUCUUCCUUACCACCUCCUCUCAUCGGUCGCAAUAUUCCGUCCUCUUCAUUCUUCGACCCUACUCUUGUCGCAAGCCAAGCGACCCCGCGGCCCGACCUUCAUCGGCACGCUCGCUCCUGGCCUUUAAGUUCUUGACGCUCCUUAUUCGACUUCCAACCCACGGCGUCGCGUGCGACGACCUUCGUUUUGCGACACCUUGCGAGCGACAUUGUUUGCUGUCCGCGGCCCCUUGCUCUUUUCAACCGACGCUGUUCGUCUUCGCCUCGUUCAAAUCACGAUCCUCGCAGCCCGCAUACCCAGGCUAA